Molecule: messenger RNA, 612 nt
Organism: Acanthosepion pharaonis
Lineage: Eukaryota; Metazoa; Mollusca; Cephalopoda; Sepiida; Sepiidae
Source: the annotation of a GenBank genome assembly
AUGUUAUUUGGGGGGGGCUUUUCUUUCUUUUUCUCCUUCUAUUUCUUUAUUUCUUCUUUCAUCUUGUCUUUCCUUUUCUCUUUAUUUGUCAUUAUUUCUUCCUUAUACUUUCUUCUAAAUCUCUUUUUUCUUCUUUUACGUGGGUUUCCCUUUUUUUCUUUUGGCUUUCCUUUCAAUCCGCAAUCAUUUUCAUGCCUCAAAUUGUUCUUUAAUUCAUACCAACUUUUCCAUUCUUCCGACUCCAAUUCCUUACUUCUAAUUUUAUCCAUUCCUGCCAAUCAUUCUCAACUCGAUUAUUCCACGGCAGAGUGUCAUUCCACAAUAAAAUCCAAUAGACUGCGUCAUUCUUCUUCCAUCACUUCUCUCCUCUUGCAAGUCUAUCUAUCUAUCUAUCUAUCUAUCUAUCUAUCUCAUAAUUUUUUUUAUCUAUCUAUCUAUCUAUCUAUCUAUCUAUCUAUCUAUCUCAAGUUGGACGAUGAAUUCAUGUCAGUGAUGAAUUCAUAUCUUUUUCGUCGAUCGUAUUUGUCCGCUAAAAUCACUUCAGAGAAAACUCGAAUUCUUUUCAUGAGGCACUGUAGCAAAAUUCAGUCUCACGUACUUAACAAUCAUUGA